CGCGAGUUACCUUGUGGCUGACAGACAGGAGGAAGCCACACGGUUAGUUAAUGCUGUUAAGACAAUCUGUAGCUUUUCUCCGUUAUUGAUUGAAAAAUGUCUUCUCUUUUAAAGGUGGACAGUGAAAUCAAGUCAAAGGUUGAUGUUUUCAGGGAACGGAUUACAUCAGAGGCAGAAGAUCUGGUGGCAAAUUUCUUCCCUAAGAAAUUAUUAGAGUUGGACCAGUUUCUGAAGGAUCCUGUAAUAAAUAUCCGUGAACUGAAAGAAAUACAUUCUGAGAUAAACUUGGCUGUACCAGACCCAAUUCUGCUUACAGACAUCCAUGAUGGCCUUGAAGGACAAAAUGCCAAGAAGAGAAAACUUGGUCCAGAAGAUGGUCCAGGAGAUGACAAAGUUGGUGGGACCAAGGUGUAUAUAAUGCCUGGUGGAAUGAUGAAAAGCAAUGGCAAGCUGGUGGAACUGAUUGAGAGAGUUAAGCCUGAGAUCAGAACCCUCAUAGAGAAAUGCAACACCGUCAAGAUGUGGGUGCAGUUGUUAAUUCCAAGAAUAGAAGAUGGCAACAAUUUUGGUGUUUCAAUCCAGGAGGAGACUGUGGCUGAGCUCAGAACAGUUGAGGGAGAGGCAGCUUCUUACCUGGACCAGAUAUCCAGAUACUACAUCACAAGAGCAAAGCUAGUUUCCAAAAUAGCAAAAUAUCCACAUGUGGAGGACUAUAGGCGCACUGUAACAGAGAUUGAUGAGAAGGAGUACAUAAGUCUCAAGAUCAUAGUCUCAGAACUGAGAAAUCAAUACGUAACGUUGCAUGAUAUGAUUCUGAAGAACAUCGAGAAGAUAAAACGACCGCGAAGCAGCAAUACGGAUGCCCUCUACUAAGAAUGCCACUUUCUGAUCUUCUAAUCCUUUUUGUCCUUGGGAAUAGUUGGAGCCUUUUGGACUGGUUCUGAUGCAUUAAUGAACACAUUAAAACCAGUCCAAGACAAGCUAGCUUCAUCAGGCCGUUACCGGAACUGUUAUAUAUUAUCAUUAUUUUAAAACCUUUACAAAAAAAACCCCUAUCAGUUUCCUAGUGGACAGUGUUAAUGUAUGGAGAGUCCGAAUGUGCAUCUUGAGGACAUCGCCUCAGUUGUUUUCCUAUUUAAUUAAACAAAUAUCUUAACAUUUGGGGUUUCUUUAAUCUUUUAUGAAACCAAAUAUAAAGUAUCGAUGUUUUGGGAGGGGUCUAAAGCAUUUCACAUGUUUUAGAAUUAGCUUAGAGACUGACAUCACUGAAAGACACAAAAAGCUCAUCUGAUGAUCAGUUUCAACAGCUGAGUUGUGAAGUUUUUAUCAAUGCUGUAUUUUAAUUUUUCCACUCAUCUAAUAUAUAAAUGUAGUCCAAGAUGAACAGCUGUACUGGUGGAUCAUUUUACAUAAUUUCGGUUCUUAUUUCAUGAUGCUGCAAUGCAGUUAUAUUUUAAUCUUUUUUUUUUUUGUCAUUACUGACUCACCAAGUUCCCAAAGCUUCAUAUGGCUUUUAUUUUUGUCCAGUUUCAGAGAUGUGUUUUGCUGAAUAAAAUGUCUUCUUUUUUUCAA
Molecule: messenger RNA, 1572 nt
Organism: Clarias gariepinus (North African catfish)
Lineage: Eukaryota; Metazoa; Chordata; Actinopteri; Siluriformes; Clariidae
Gene: psme3
Product: proteasome activator subunit 3
Exons: 11
Coding region: 97-873 (258 amino acids)
Biological process (GO): regulation of proteasomal protein catabolic process; regulation of G1/S transition of mitotic cell cycle; positive regulation of endopeptidase activity
Cellular component (GO): proteasome activator complex; nucleoplasm; cytoplasm
Molecular function (GO): endopeptidase activator activity
Source: RefSeq, a predicted model, not a curated record